UGGUGAACACAUCAAAGACAACUUGGGGCGACUCCAAUAUAUUCCCUUUCCGACAUGUAAUGAAACCUCGCUUCCUCUAGCCCUCCGGUAUGGCGUCACCGAGACCAUCUCGUGCACGAUCGAUUCACUAUCAGAUGAUAUGUACCAUCUGUUAGAAUAUUACGUCCAUUCCGACGCACCUCUCUCAUGCCGUGUACCCACCAUCCCCUUAAACACUGCGAAUGGCGCCAAAUCAAACAGCGACACUACCACGGACGGAGAAUAUCAGGUUGUUGGCGUUGCUGGGGACGAUGGAAGCGGAGGAGGCGGCGGCGGUGGGCCACCCUAUACACCACUCACGAUUGCACUGCAAGGAACGCUGCAGCUGAGCCAUUUACAUAUAUGGACAGAUAUGAACGUCCUUAUGCAUCGUUUGAGUUCUGUUGAUUCCCCAAGGAAAAAGUCCGCGGGACAUUCUGGCGCACCGGGAUAUGUUGUUGCCGGAACAGCGUACUCGCUGCCGGAACUCCAUUCGAAAAACGAAGCAAAGCUUUCAAAAGAAGAACAGGAUGCGGCUAUGAUUGAGAAUGCGCGCAAUCCGUGGACGGCCGGCCAUGGUACCAAGGUUAUCCGAGGCGAACCAUUGACUUUAAAUUUCAGAGUUAGUUGGGUCUCUGGCGCAGAUAGUUUGGGAUGGCUUGAUCGCCCUUACCAUCAGCAGCGGACGACUGUAGCAGGAGUCUUGACCAAAGUGGUGUUUUUCAUCAUGGCAGCGGGGAUUGGAGCGCUUUUCGCUUCAUAUUAUCAGAAAAUGCGAAGAGGUGGUGGUUGGAGAGGAGAUGGGAUUCUCGGUCGUCCGAUCACAGGUCGCCAUGGUAGCACAAGCGGUGUCAUGUAUGGGAAUGCUGGCAAAUCGAAUGGUUAUGGGGGCUUUUCUCACACCAGCGUGUCGGUGGCUUCUGGGUCAGGUAACGGAGGAUAUGGUUAUGGAGGGUACGGGAAAAAUGAUUGAUUCUGGUUCGUUUUGAGUGGACACAAAUUGAUCACAUACUCAUGUGUACAUGUACGAUGUUAACUUUGUAUACGACAAGAUACCACAGAAGCGGGUGACGGAAGAUACACAUCAACUAUAU
Talaromyces proteolyticus is the source of this 1112-nucleotide messenger RNA. RefSeq lists its product as uncharacterized. Bases 140 to 991 code for a protein of 283 amino acids. The transcript has 2 exons. Lineage: Eukaryota; Fungi; Ascomycota; Eurotiomycetes; Eurotiales; Trichocomaceae. The record is from RefSeq and is a predicted model, not a curated record.